This is a messenger RNA of Rattus rattus (black rat), 784 nucleotides long. The record is from the annotation of a RefSeq genome assembly. Lineage: Eukaryota; Metazoa; Chordata; Mammalia; Rodentia; Muridae.
AUGACCCACCAAACCCACGCAUAUCACAUAGUAAAUCCAAGCCCAUGACCACUAACAGGAGCAAUGUCAGCUCUUCUACUUACAUCUGGUUUAGUAAUAUGAUUCCACUACAACUCCACAACUCUCCUAUCAUUAGGUCUCCUAGCAAAUAUCCUAACAAUAUAUCAAUGAUGACGAGACAUUAUCCGCGAAGGAACAUACCAAGGCCACCACACCCCCAUUGUACAAAAAGGACUUCGAUACGGAAUAAUCCUAUUCAUUAUCUCCGAAGUAUUCUUUUUUGCUGGAUUUUUCUGAGCAUUCUACCACUCCAGCCUAGUCCCCACCCACGACCUAGGCGGUUGCUGACCCCCAACAGGAAUUACCCCCUUGAACCCUCUAGAAGUACCUCUCCUAAACACAUCAGUUCUUCUAGCAUCAGGAGUCUCAAUUACAUGAGCACAUCACAGCCUAAUAGAAGGCAACCGAAACCAUAUAAAUCAAGCCUUACUAAUCACCAUCCUCCUAGGACUUUACUUCACUAUCCUACAAGCCUCAGAAUACUUUGAAACAUCAUUUUCUAUCUCAGACGGAAUUUAUGGCUCAACAUUCUUCAUAGCAACAGGAUUUCAUGGCCUACAUGUAAUUAUUGGCUCAACUUUCCUUAUCGUUUGUCUAUUACGACAACUAAAAUUUCACUUUACAUCAAAACACCAUUUUGGGUUUGAAGCCGCAGCAUGAUAUUGACAUUUCGUAGAUGUAGUUUGACUAUUCCUAUAUGUUUCUAUCUAUUGAUGAGGAUCAU